Phlebotomus papatasi is the source of this 1325-nucleotide messenger RNA. Its product is annotated as zinc finger protein 782-like. Gene Ontology annotation, molecular function: DNA-binding transcription factor activity, RNA polymerase II-specific; RNA polymerase II cis-regulatory region sequence-specific DNA binding. The record is from RefSeq and is a predicted model, not a curated record. The coding region runs from base 70 to 1284 and encodes 404 amino acids. NCBI's taxonomy places the organism in Eukaryota, Metazoa, Arthropoda, Insecta, Diptera, Psychodidae. Gene Ontology annotation, cellular component: nucleus. The transcript is spliced from 3 exons. Gene Ontology annotation, biological process: regulation of transcription by RNA polymerase II.
ACCAAACAGUCCUAAAGUGAAGAAGAAGAAUUUUCAUCGGUCCAAAACUUCAGUGUAAAUUUUGCAAAAAUGCGUGAUAAUUUAAACCUCUUCACUUUGCAGGAGAGAAUAUUCCUUGUUAAAACUUUCUAUAAGAAUGAUUGCAAUGUUAAAAAUGUGAAAAGUCACUAUUUGUUGGAAUACGGAGAAUUAUUUGAUGAUGUACCUACCGACUCCAUUAUAUUUGAGGUUAUAAAUUUAUUUGAAGAAACAGGGAAUAUCAGGGAAAUACCUGAGGACAUUCCUGCAAGUUCUUUUAAGGUUGAAGAGCAGGAUGGUACUGAACUGUUUGUUGGCAAUUUAUGGACAGACAUUAAAAUAGAAACUACAGAUAUAAAAACUGAAAAUCUCGAUUCUGAUCUACAAUCACCUCAAGAAGUUUACAUUGAAUCUUAUGAUGUACAGGAGCAAAAUUAUUUGGCUCAAAGUGACAAAGCUCUUGAAGAAAGUACAAGUUCAGACGAAGAAUUAUCCCACUCAGAGGAAUCAGAUCAAACUAUUCCACAAGAUACUAAAAAGCAAUUAAAGAAAUCCCCUACUUCAAUAAACCCCCAAGCAUUGAAACCCAAAAGAAUAAGGAAGAGAAUUCCUAAGAAAGAUGGUGGGGACUAUACUUGUGAUAUUUGUCAGAAGAAAUUCAAAUCAAAAGCUGGAAUGCUAUCACAUAUUGUUCGGCAUUCAAAUAAGGAAGAAUUGAAAAAGGUUAAAUGCAAAUAUUGCCAAGAAUAUAUCCUAAAGUCAGAAAUAAAAAGCCACAUUGAGCAAAACCAUGAGGAUGAUAUUAAAAGGGAAAAGGAAGCAAAUCGCCAAACAUGUCCCAUCUGCUCCAAGUCUCUAUCGGACAAAAGUACCCUCAGAAAGCAUUUGAAAUCACAUUCAGAAGAAAAGAACAUCGUCUGUGAGAUUUGUGGUAAAGCAUUUAAGCAUCGACAUACCCUCACCAUGCAUAUGAGGCUACAUACAGGUGAAUGUCCCUACAAAUGUGAGGUUCCCAAUUGCAAUAAAGCCUUCCGGAGUGCCAAUUCAUAUGCAUUCCACAAAAGAUGUCAUACAGAUGAAAAACCUUUCCCUUGCCACUAUUGUGGGAAAUUCUUCAGAGACACAGGGACCAGAAGGGUGCACUACCGUCAACACACCGGCGAACAUCCCUACAAAUGCGAACUCUGCGGAAAGGAGACAAAACAGAAACAAAAUCUCAAGAGUCACAUGAUACAUUUUCAUAAAAUGCACCAAAAUGUUGAAUAACAUUGAAAUAAAUCUAGGAGUCCUAGCACUCUGCGAAUUUA